Messenger RNA from Priapulus caudatus, 924 nucleotides. RefSeq lists its product as uncharacterized. The record is from RefSeq and is a predicted model, not a curated record. Lineage: Eukaryota; Metazoa; Priapulida; Priapulimorpha; Priapulimorphida; Priapulidae. Bases 1 to 924 code for a protein of 307 amino acids. The transcript is spliced from 2 exons.
AUGCUAGAGACACGAAGCAAAGUGGAGACGGGACUGCGCUGGUAUUCGACCAUGGUGUCAGACCACCGGGAAAGCAGCGAAGCCUACUUCCCUGCGCCCGCAGAAAGCGGAAAACAAACUGCAUCAGGCGUGGACAAAGUCACCUACACGGACUAUCGGGAGAACUACGAAAACAACGUAGAAGACCUGAUCGUUAGGUUAAAGCGUCAAAGUUACAAAGCGAGGCUGGUAAAACGGAAACACAUACCCAAAUCCCCUGGAAAAACUCGACCGCUGGGCAUCCCAGUGCUAGAGGACAAACUGCUACAAACAGUAGGCUCAGAUCUACUGAGUGCGAUCUACGAGCAGGACUUUCAUGAUUUCAGCUACGGCUACAGGUCAAAGCGGGGAGCGCGCCAAUGCGCCGACGACCUUACGGUCAGAAUGCAAUUUGGACGCUUCGGAUACGUGGUAGAGGCCGAUAUCAAAGGCUUCUUCACACAUAUCGAUCAUGAAAUACUGUUAGAAUUGAUAGCCAGACGGGUGGAUGACAAACGGUAUCUUCGACUGAUCAGGAAAUGGCUCAAGGCAGGUAUCUUAGAAGAAGACGGCGCGAUAGCGUAUCCAGAGGAAGGCACGCCACAGGGCGGCAGUAUCUCACCGAUACUGGCGAACAUCUAUCUACACUACGCCAUCGAUGAAUGGUUUGAGAAAGUAGUAAAACCGCACUGUGAAGGAGACGCGAUAAUCUGUCGGUACGCGGACGAUUUUGUCUGCGCCUUUCAAAACAGGCGCGAUGCUGAAAAGUUUUAUCGCGUACUACCCAAACGCCUGGAACGAUUCAAACUCCAGGUAGCCGAAGACAAAACCAACUGCAUCCGCUUUAGUCGGUUCGCAGGCGGCCUGAAGAAUCGAUUUACCUUCCUGAGUUUUGAGUUCUACUGA